UGCGUCCCCUCGACCGCAGUCAGUGGAGCCAGCGAGCGGAGCGACGCGACGCGCCGGAGACCUGCUCGCUUCACCCCCCCCAAACACCCCCCACCCCCCGGGACGCGUGGACCUGCCUCUGCUCUCUGGUUCUGGAGCCGCUCCUCGCCGCUCCUCGCCCUCCCGCAGCCCGCUGGACUUAAGGACUUAAGUCUGCGCUGCAAACGCCGUGCGCAAGCGAAGAGAUGAGAAUUGCAUCCUGAAACGACAACUUGCUAAAUGCUGCUCUAGAGUGAAGACGUGCGAGGCACCAGCCGACACAUGGAGUCCAGGGUUCCCCACCACAUUCCCGGAGUGUCCUCCUCCCUCAUAUCCCAACCCCUGCUGGACAGCCGAGUGCCCUACGGACGUCUUCAGCACCCUCUCACCAUUUACCCCAUUGACCAGAUAAAGUCAUCGCACGUGGAGAACGACUACAUCGACAGCCCUGCCGUCGUCUCCCAGCAACCCCCCAGCCAGAAAUCUGCCAACCGAAGAAUAACUUGGCUCGGUCAGAAUCAAGAGGCCUUCGUCGGGGCGAACCACAACCACCAUCACAAUCACCAACAUCAGCUGCACCAGCACGUCCGGUGUGAGUCCCACCAUCACCAGGACACCACCACCCAUCCCUGGAUUUCCUUCAGCGGGAGACCCAGCUCCAUCAGCAGCAGCAGCAGCACCUCCUCUGAUCAGAGGUUACUGGAACACGCUGCACCCACGCCCAUAGUGGACCCCCACCCACACCUGCACCACCACCAUGGUCCUGUCCACACAAUCUCGUCCCAGACGACAGGCUGUCUCUCCUCUGAAUCUAAAGGCCUCACGUCAUCAUCCUCUGCUUCCUCCUGCUCUUCUUCCUCUAAGUCUUUGGACCUCAAGGCUACAAAGAUUCCCGCAGGAGGUGUGUGCGCCACCGGUGGCCAGCAAGGGUUGGCACUGAUCCCUUCGUCCCCAACGGAGAAGAAGCACCUCCUUCUCUGCGAGCACUGCGGGAAGUGUCGAUGCACUGAGUGUACGCUCCCCCGAACCUUACCCUCUUGCUGGGUCUGCAACCAGGAGUACCUGUGCUCUGCCCAGAGCUUGGUGGACACGGCCACCUGCAUGUGCCUGGUCAAAGGGAUCUUCUACCACUGCACGGAGGACGAGGACGACGAGGGCUCCUGCGCCGACAAGCCCUGCUCGUGCUCCCAGGCCAACUGCUGCGCGCGCUGGUCCUUCAUGGCGGCCCUCUCCGUUUUCCUGCCCUGCCUGGUGUGUUAUCUGCCAGCCACGGGUCUGGCCAAGCUGGGACAGAAGUGUUACGACAAUGUUAGCAGGCCCGGCUGCCGCUGCAAGAACUCGCAGGCCGGCGCCAGCGUGCCCGCGUCUAAAAACGGAGGCACGGACGCAAAAGUUGGGACUGAAAAGCAGCAGCAGGGGUCAUGAUAGUGGACCAAACUGUCUGGAGGUGGCCUUGCUACAAAAUGGACAGGACUUGCUCACGCUCUAAGGACAGGACAAUCCAACACCGACUCUUUAAACUACCCCAUUAAUCUGCUGGAAGUUGACUUAUCUAAAACAAAAAGGUACUUAAAUGGCUAACUUGACCCAUAGGUGAUGAUGUGGGUGAUGGAUAUGGGCCGUCUGAGAGAGGGGGCCUGUAGGAAUAGCUACCGGGCCCCUCGAGAUGUUUUCCUCUCUGUUUUGUAAGAGUGACACAAGAAGAAGAGCCUUGAUUGUGGGACUGGUGUUUUUUUGUGUUGUGCGAAAAUGGCUGAAGGCACAAAGUCAUUGUACCUCUCUGCUGCUCAAUAUUUCUCAACUAAUUUUGUAACUCUUAACUAACCAGAAGCUGGUUGCUGAUCCUCAGAUUACUUUGAAAUGAUUGAUGAAGAUACAUAGGUGUUUUGCUCCCACCCACUGCUCAAAGCACAACCCAGUGUCAAACAUGGAAAGGAAGUAAUUAUAUACAGAACACUGCUUCAUCUCAGGCCUUUGCAAGAGACCGCAUUCUCUGUCACUAUAAUGACGAUCAACAUCUUCUAUGUUGCCAUUCUCCACUUAUACCUUAAAUACGCUGGCUUGCUGACAUUUUAUCCCUCGGUUUUAUUCUCCAUGGAAGGACUGUAAAAACAAACCUUUUUAGACUUUAAAAUGAGAGUAAUUUCCCAUAAGUCUCACUCUGUAUUGUGCAUAAGCAGUUGUGCUGCAAGUGAGAGAUAAUCACCUCACAGUGCAUUUUUCUAUUUUUGGGUGGUGAAGCUUAGACGUUCUGAAGUAUUUGAAUGCUGUUCACAGAUCACCUCAGAUGUAAUGCAUGUCACAAUCUGCAUGCUCUAGUCUAAUGGUUACCCGCCGUGCUAGAAGUGGAUUUGUGGUAGAGAAACGUGUUAGACGAGAAAACAAAAAAAAACACAAAAAAACGUACACCCAAUCUUCUCAGGGACUGUUAGAGUCAUCUCUAAGAACUUGGCCUACUGCAUGUUGACUUCUAAAACUGCCCAAGAAGCUAGUCUACUUCCUCUUUGCACAAAAAAAGGCAAAGAAACAUGUAGGGGGCAAAAAGGCAAUUGUGAAUUAUUUAGAAAGCAAGUAGGCUAAAAUGUUUCUGGAGGAGAGGGUAGCAGAGAGCGAAGGGGGCGAGGGAAAGCUUAGCAAAGUUGUCGUUCUGUUCGUGUCAAGUCUGCCUUUGUCAAAAUCAAACCUGCCAAUUGCACAACCUUUUUAGGACCCCUUAAAGGAUGUACUGAAGCACAGUAUUAACCACCUCAGCUAUCUCGCAUUACGUUGACUUCCACUAUAUUCAGUCCACAGACGUGUGCCCCCCCCCUCUUUUCCUUAGACACAAGUGUCCUCAUGAUACAAAAUCACUAUGCUGCAUAGCUGUGUAAGUCCGAUAGUCUCGCUUUUAUUCCUAAAGUCUAUUUUUGUGGCUUGCAUGACGUUCUUAAAACUUUGCCAAAGGAAGCUAUUAUACAGUAGCAUGUUUUCACAGUCUUGAGUGAUCACAGUUGUUGUGCCUCCUCGCCAAAUGGAGCUGACGGCAGUUGGUCGUAAAAAGGUGCGCUGCCCUUUAAUACAGAUGGCCGUUUCUGUUUGGCAUGAAGGCACGCUGUGUUUGUCGUUCCAUAACACAUGACCCUCUGUCGAGUCGGACCCUUAUCUUCCAUCGGGGCGCUUCACUUUGCUCAUACUUGUAUUUGUCUUGUUGCACAAAAAGCUGAUAUCACACAAGAAAAAAAACAACAAAAAAAAGCAAAGAGGAAAAAAACAACAACUUGGUCCUUUAGUAUUGAAUGUAUGAGGCAAUAUUUUCAAAACCUAGCAAACUCAGUCUGAGAGAAAGGUGCCAAAACUGAGAACGAAUGUUUGACUGGGCGAAGGCCUGGCAAGGGUAGGUGGGCAGAAAAAAAAACAAAAAAUCACAAAUGUUUUGACAAUAUAUUUAGUAAUAGAGCUAUGCAGGUGAAAUGUUUUUUGCUGUAAAUAGUUUCACAAUAUUUGUGUUCUUUAGAAGAGACUUUUAAAUGUCAUUGGAAGAUUGCAUGGUACAUUAUAACUACAAUUCAGUACAAAGUAUAUAGAGAAUAUAUUAGAUAUAUAUUUUGAGGGUAGGAAUAAGAUGUUUUUGAGGUUUACGAGGAAAGGAAAAGCUUGGUGGCUCGCGAGGAGGGUUCAGGAAACAAAAAUGACAGGUCUUUCUAUUUCACACUUGAUUUAGAAAAGUGUGCCUGGCAAUAAAAAAAAAAGGUUUAAAAAAACAACUCCUAUUUAUGCUAUCCAUGGCUCAUUAGCAGUCGAGAGGCUAAGCUAAUUCCCUCUGUGAGCCCUAAAGACUGUGGACUCAUUGAAUCCACACAGAGGACACAGUCUACCCCUAUCAACCCAUUUCCUGCUUUUACUGCUCAGUGUCACAGCUCCUUUUCUCCUUCUCGCUCUCUCUCCUUUCUUUCUUCCCUCCUUCCUCCCUGAGAAAUAGCCCGACAAACACCCUUGGCCUGCCUUGAUUGACAGACACAGCUGCCGUGCAUAAACUUGUCAUCCCACGGAGACAGGAGAGACAGUCUCUCUCCCCCUGUUUUUACAUUCUUUCAUUCCUCUCCCGCCUUCCCCAACUUUAUUUGAUUCUUUCGGAGUUGUGUCAAGUGCCAUCCGUGUCACAAGUGGACCUUUAUUCUUUUUCAAAAGUUGCUGCCUUUCUUUUCAGUCACUGCAAAAGUAAAGUUUUGAUUUUCAUGUUAGCUUUAUACUAUCACGUGUGCUCGCCGGCCUGCUCUUGGUGUGGAAACACCGAACAAAGACAACUCAAACAUGAAAACUUAUUCUUUUUCGUUUGCUGCGUUUUGAUGACUUUUAUACAUCAAUGCCCGACUUUUUUUUAAAUUAUUUUAACCCAAACAUGUGGAAAACUCUCAUACAGUUGCUACUCCAUUCCUUUAUACCUUUACGAUGUCAUUGUUGAGGAUUAAGAAAUGAGAUCUGUGCUUUUUUUUUCUUUUUUUUUUGUUUAAAUAUAACAAGAAAAGAAAAAAAUCUCAUAUAAAAGGUUCCCUUUAUAGAUAUAUUUAUUUUGAAGUUCUAUUUUAUAUAGUAUUUAUUUAGAUGCCAACUUUUUUGUUUGUGAAGAAAGCUUAUGUCGAAAAGGAAUGUACAUUGACAAUGGAAAUAUAUAUUGUUAAAUAUACUGUCGUGUUGUUGCUUUUGUGCCCAGUUUUCAAACCACAUGAAUGCACUGAUACAUUUCUGUGUGAACACGAUGCCUUUGGACGGGUCACAGCAAGACAUUAAGUGCAAUUAAAAA
Molecule: messenger RNA, 4798 nt
Organism: Cololabis saira (Pacific saury)
Lineage: Eukaryota; Metazoa; Chordata; Actinopteri; Beloniformes; Belonidae
Gene: spry4
Product: sprouty homolog 4 (Drosophila)
Exons: 2
Coding region: 301-1443 (380 amino acids)
Biological process (GO): animal organ development; multicellular organism development; negative regulation of Ras protein signal transduction
Cellular component (GO): cytosol; membrane
Source: RefSeq, a predicted model, not a curated record